AUGGCUCCAGCAGCAUCCGCCGGUGGCAAGAAGCAGAAGAAGAAGUGGUCCAAGGGCAAGGUCAAGGACAAGGCCCAGCACGCCGUCGUCCUCGACAAGACCACCUCCGAGAAGCUCUACAAGGAUGUCCAGUCCUACCGCCUCAUCACUGUCGCUACCCUCGUCGACCGUUUGAAGAUCAACGGCAGCUUGGCCCGCAGGGCCCUUGCUGACCUCGAAGAGAAGGGUCAGAUCAAGAAGGUUGUUGGACACAGCAGCUUGAACAUCUACACCCGCGCCGUCACCGCCGAGGAGUAA
Molecule: messenger RNA, 297 nt
Organism: Talaromyces marneffei
Lineage: Eukaryota; Fungi; Ascomycota; Eurotiomycetes; Eurotiales; Trichocomaceae
Exons: 4
Coding region: 1-297 (98 amino acids)
Cellular component (GO): cytosolic small ribosomal subunit
Molecular function (GO): structural constituent of ribosome
Source: RefSeq, a predicted model, not a curated record